Lutra lutra (Eurasian river otter) is the source of this 2264-nucleotide messenger RNA. RefSeq names its product desmin (gene DES). The record is from RefSeq and is a predicted model, not a curated record. Lineage: Eukaryota; Metazoa; Chordata; Mammalia; Carnivora; Mustelidae. The coding region runs from base 105 to 1517 and encodes 470 amino acids. The transcript has 9 exons. Gene Ontology annotation, cellular component: Z disc; intermediate filament; cell-cell junction. Gene Ontology annotation, biological process: skeletal muscle organ development.
GGCUAAGGGGCCCUGUCUCCCCUCGACGCAUCCACUCUCCAGUCGGCCGCCUCCCGCCGCCGCUUCCUCCGUGUCGCCCAGCCUCGCCCGCGCGCGCAGCCACCAUGAGCCAGGCCUACUCGUCCAGCCAGCGCGUGUCCUCCUACCGCCGCACCUUCGGCGGGGCGGGGGGCUUCCCGCUCGUCUCCCCGCUCGGCUCACCGGUGUUCCCGCGCGCGGGCUUCGGCACCAAGGGCUCCUCGAGCUCUAUGACGUCCCGCGUGUACCAGGUGUCGCGCACGUCGGGCGGGGCAGGGGGUCUGGGGGCGCUGCGGGCCAGCCGGCUGGGGUCGGCCCGCGCGCCCUCCUCCUACGGCGCGGGCGAGCUGCUGGACUUCUCGCUGGCCGACGCCGUGAACCAGGAGUUCCUGACCACGCGCACCAACGAGAAGGUGGAGCUGCAGGAGCUCAAUGACCGCUUCGCCAACUACAUCGAGAAAGUGCGCUUCCUGGAGCAGCAGAACGCGGCGCUCGCCGCGGAGGUGAACCGGCUCAAGGGGCGCGAGCCCACCCGGGUCGCCGAGAUCUACGAGGAGGAGCUGCGCGAGCUGCGGCGCCAGGUGGAGGUGCUCACCAACCAGCGCGCCCGCGUGGACGUCGAGCGUGACAACCUGUUGGACGACCUGCAGCGGCUCAAGGCCAAACUGCAAGAAGAGAUUCAGCUGAGAGAAGAAGCGGAGAACAAUUUGGCUGCCUUCAGAGCGGAUGUGGAUGCGGCUACUCUCGCUCGGAUUGACCUAGAGCGCAGGAUUGAGUCUCUCAACGAGGAAAUCGUGUUCCUUAAGAAAGUGCAUGAAGAGGAGAUCCGAGAGCUACAGGCCCAGCUUCAGGAACAGCAGGUCCAGGUGGAGAUGGACAUGUCCAAGCCGGACCUCACCGCCGCGCUCAGGGACAUCCGGGCUCAGUAUGAGACCAUCGCGGCCAAGAAUAUCUCAGAAGCUGAGGAAUGGUACAAGUCAAAGGUGUCCGACCUGACCCAGGCAGCCAACAAGAACAACGAUGCACUGCGCCAGGCCAAGCAGGAGAUGAUGGAGUAUCGACACCAGAUCCAGUCCUACACCUGCGAGAUCGACGCCCUCAAGGGCACCAACGAUUCGCUGAUGAGGCAGAUGCGAGAGAUGGAAGACCGCUUUGCCAGCGAGGCCAGCGGCUACCAGGACAACAUCGCGCGUCUGGAGGAAGAGAUCCGGCACCUCAAGGAUGAGAUGGCCCGUCACCUGCGAGAGUACCAGGACCUGCUCAAUGUCAAGAUGGCCCUAGAUGUGGAGAUUGCCACCUACCGGAAGCUGCUGGAGGGAGAGGAAAGCCGGAUCAACCUCCCCAUCCAGACCUUCUCUGCUCUCAACUUCCGAGAAACAAGCCCGGAGCAAAGGGGUUCUGAGGUCCACACCAAGAAGACGGUGAUGAUCAAGACCAUCGAGACCCGGGAUGGGGAGGUUGUCAGCGAGGCCACACAGCAGCAACACGAGGUGCUUUAAAGCCAGAGACCCCUCUGCCACCAGAGACCGUCCUCGCCCCUGUCCUCACUGCCUCCUAAAGCCAGCCUCCUUCUAUCCCAGAGCACCACACCCAGCCACAAUGCUCCCCUCACAGCCUCUGACAUUUGCUCACCCACCACCACGCAUGGCCCCCGCAGGGGACAUGGCCCACCCCUGCCCAGGCACAGGCAGCCCCAGCCGUGUGAGUCCUGGAUGUUGGAAAUGAGUGAGCCUGGCUCCUAGCUGCCCUCCGCGUGUGCUGGGCAGGACCAGCGUGGAACCAGAGCAGACCAGUCCCCUCCCACUUCUGGGACGUCAGGCCCUAGCCUCUACCUUUUGAGAGGGCCCCAGAGCAGGGUGUUGGGACCCCAUAGGACCAGGAUGGAGCCCGGAGACCUCCCCACUCCCUACUCCCUAGCCUGGGUCAGAGAGGGCAGCCUCCCCAGCAAGCCUGGCAGGUGACUGGAGGACUAGCCCCUGUGGGAAUGGGGGCUUGACACGGACCCCGUUGCCCCUUUCCGAGGGUGGGCUUAGAAAGCAGGGGCUGCAAGAGGGAACCCCCGAAGGUGCCAUUUGUGGGAGGAGGAGAUUCAGAAGGAGAGAGGGUGGGUGAGAUGCUGGAGAGGAGAAGUGAGGAGAGAGGCAGAGAGCAGUCUCAGGCAGGGGAAGGGGUGCCCCCUCUGUGCCCACCCCUUCCCUGCAGCAGGGGCUCUGGACAGAAACAAUAAAAAGAGAAGUACUAGCCUA